UUGAGACAAAAAGGACCAUGUACCAUCCUCCUCCCUCAUUUUUCGUCCAGCACUACUCCAGCAAGACCAAGGAAGCUCUCAACCCUCAUUCUCCAUUGUUGAAGGGAGCUCAUCAAGGAAGAAUCUCAAGAAAAGGAAUUAAGGUGCUAAAAGGGUGAAAAAUUAAGGAACUUGAUUAAAGUAUUUUUGAGCUUCGCCGGAGUUGGUCAAAGUUCGCCGGAAUUAGUCAAAGUUCAAUCGAGAAGCGUAGAACGCGCUUAAGCUCACUUAAGUUUCAGGUAGAACUUGAAGGUUGCUACUAUUGCCGUUGCUUUCGGGAGGAUCCAAGGAGUGAAGACGUGGUUCGUGCUUCCUCCGUUUCCAUUUUUACAAACUAUUUAAAUUAAUGCUCAUGGAUAUUAUUUUUAAAUAUUUAUUUGGGGGCUUUGUAUGCCCAUGUUUGCCAAGGUGUGGCAUGAACACUCGUAUUGAAUGUUUCUGCUGCUUUAAAUGAAUAUUUUACAUUAUGUUUGUUUAUGGAUGUACUAUGUGUGAAUGAUAUUCCAGACGCCUUGUAUAAUAUGGAUGUGUUGGACUGCGAUUGACUAUUCGUACUGUACGGCGGAUUGUUGACGUGUCCGGUUAGGUCCGGGGCGUGACAGACCAAAUGGGGAAGACUGAUGCAGAUUCAUAGCUAUUUUAUGGAGUCUGUGGAAGAGGAGAAAUGGAUGUGUCUGGAAAGACGAAUGGCAAGGAGCGGCAGAUGUUAUCAACUCAGCGACGGGAAUUAUCUCGGGAUGGAGAUCAGAGAUGCGCAAGGUUCUGAGAGUACAGAUGGGUCUAGGAGAGAAAAUAAUUCCUUGACGGUUUGGAAGCGUCUGCAAGAGGGUUUUGUAAAGAUUAAUGUUGAUGGGGCGGUGGAUGAAAGCACACAUACUAGGGCCUGGGGAUGGGUGGCACGAGACCAUUAUGGUAAUUUCUUGAAGGCAAGAGGGGUCUCCGAAGCAACUAGUUGGUCAGUGGUGGAAACAGAAGCAAUGGGUGUUCGGGAUGCUUUGAUGGGAUCGGCUGAGGCAGGUUGGUCACAUGUGGAGGUGGAAACAGAUGCUCUCUCGGUGGUCCAGGGUCUAAAAAUGAAGGGGGGUCUUCUUGCCUUUUCCUUAUUCUUGAUGAUAUUUGGCAUUUACUAAAAGAUAAGAGUAAUUUCAUUGUCUCUUUUUGUAAACGAUCCGCGAAUCGUGUUGCCCCUGCUUUAGCAAGAGCACAUGUGUCAAUCUCGGAUCAGUACUAUUGGUAUGAUAGUAUUCCUGACUCUAUUGUAAGCCUAUUGGCGCAUAAUUUGGUGAAUUAAUAUAUCUGUCAGUUGGAGUAAAAAAAACAAAUUC
Molecule: messenger RNA, 1364 nt
Organism: Cuscuta epithymum
Lineage: Eukaryota; Viridiplantae; Streptophyta; Magnoliopsida; Solanales; Convolvulaceae
Source: the annotation of a GenBank genome assembly